GGGCGUCGGGGCCGACAGUCCGGAAAGCCAGGCCCCCUACCGUUGCGGGGGCAGUGCUGUUGUCAGCGAGUUCGCCAAGUUGUCGGACCCCUAUGAGCUGCCCCCGGCUGCCUGCCAUGUCCACAUGCCUGGUCCGUCUGCUGCCACUGGCCUUCCCUGGGCCCAGCGGGCUCGCCUUCAGCCCGCCAGCUUGGCACUGCGAAAGCAGGAGGAGGAGGAGAUGAAGAGGUCCAAAGCCCUGUCUGACAGCUAUGAGCUCUCCACAGACCUGCAGGAUAAGAAGGUGGAGAUGCUGGAGAGGAAGUACGGUGGCCCAUUUCUCAGUCGGCGGGCAGCACGCACCAUCCAGACAGCCUUCCGCCAGUAUCGCAUGAAUAAGAACUUUGAGCGGCUUCGCAGCUCGGCUUCAGAGAGCCGUAUGUCCCGGCGCAUCAUCCUGUCCAACAUGCGCAUGCAGUUCUCCUUUGAGGAGUAUGACAAGGGCCAGACUGCUCCUUACUUUGAGGGCAAGCCAGCCUCUUUGGAUGAGGGUGCCAUGGUGGGGGCCCGGGCCCACCGGCUAGAGCGUGGUCUCCCCUAUGGUGGUUCUUGCAGUGGCCUGGAUGGAGGCAGCUCUGCCACCACCUCUGGGGAAUUCUCCAAUGACAUCACCGAACUGGAAGACUCCUUCUCCAAGCAGGUGAAGUCCUUGGCAGAAUCGAUUGAUGAGGCCCUGAACUGCCACAGUCUUCGGGGAGAGGAGGAGGAGGAGGAGGAGGAAGAGGAAGAGGAGGAGGAGGAGGAGGAGGAAGAGGAGGAUAGCACAGGCACUUCCUUCAGUGAUGUCACUCUCUACCUAGAUGAAGCUACUGGACCUGUGUCGCCCCUUUCCCCAGACCACCCUGCCAGCAGUGGUGAUACUCCACAGCCACCUCUGCCGCCACCCCCACCUGGGGCUUCCAAUGCUCGGGAGGAGGACAUGGGGGCCCGCCGGGGCCCCCCUUGCCUUGAAUGCAGGGACUUCCGCCUGCGGGCAGCCCACCUCCCACUGUUGACCAUUGAACCACCCAGUGAUAGCUCUGUGGACCUCAGUGACCGCUCUGACCGGGGCUCUAUUCACCGGCAGCUGGGCAACUAUGAGGCUGGUGGGACUGGCAGCCCUCAUGGGACCUUGCAGCAGCAUCCAGAGCCACCACCACCUGGGAGACCCCCUCACCCCCUCCGGCACUACCCAGCCCCUGAGGCUAGUGGCCUGGGGCCCCCACCACCACCCCCUGGAAGCUCUGCUCUCAAUAGCGGUGCCCCGCCUGGAGGCAGUAGCAGCCGAAUCCUCAUGGGCAAGUGUGAGGCUGGCACGGCUCCAGCUGCCAGUGGUGGUGCCGGUGGCAGUGGUGGUGGGGACAACUCUGACGGGGAGCCUGAUAGCUUGAACAGCACCACCAACUCAAAUGAGACCAUCAACUGCAGCUCAGGAUCUUCAUCGCGAGACAGCCUGCGGGAGCCCCCUGCCCCACUGGGCUCCCAGACUUAUCAGCGGGAGACUAGGCACAGUUGGGACUCCCCAGCCUUUAACAAUGAUGUGGUCCAGAGACGGCAUUACCGCAUAGGCCUCAACCUCUUUAACAAGAAACCAGAGAAAGGCAUCCAGUACUUGAUCGAGCGUGGCUUCUUGUCCGACACGCCUGUGGGGGUGGCCCACUUCAUCCUGGAGCGGAAGGGCCUGAGCCGCCAGAUGAUUGGGGAGUUUCUAGGCAACCGUCAAAAACAGUUCAACAGGGAUGUGCUCGACUGCGUGGUGGACGAGAUGGAUUUCUCCUCUAUGGAUCUGGAUGACGCCCUGCGAAGGUUCCAGUCCCACAUUCGAGUCCAGGGAGAGGCCCAAAAAGUGGAGAGGCUUAUUGAGGCCUUCAGCCAGCGGUAUUGUGUGUGCAACCCAGCCCUUGUGAGGCAGUUCCGGAACCCGGAUACCAUCUUCAUCUUGGCCUUCGCCAUCAUCUUGCUCAACACAGACAUGUACAGCCCCAAUGUAAAGGCUGAACGCAAGAUGAAGCCUGAAGACUUCAUUAAGAAUCUCAGAGGAGUCGACAACGGAGAAGAUAUCCCCCGGGACCUACUGGUUGGCAUUUACCAGCGCAUCCAGGGCCGAGAACUGAGGACCAAUGAUGACCAUGUAUCCCAGGUGCAGGCAGUGGAACGCAUGAUCGUAGGAAAGAAACCAGUCCUCUCCCUGCCCCACCGGCGCCUGGUCUGUUGCUGCCAACUGUAUGAGGUACCUGACCCCAACAGGCCACAGAGGCUCGGUCUUCACCAGCGUGAAGUCUUUCUCUUCAAUGACCUACUUGUGGUAACCAAAAUUUUCCAGAAGAAGAAGAUCCUGGUGACCUACAGCUUCCGCCAGUCCUUUCCCCUUGUCGAGAUGCAUCUCCAGCUCUUCCAGAAUUCAUAUUACCAGUUUGGCAUUAAAUUGCUGUCUGCAGUGCCAGGUGGGGAGCGGAAGGUGCUCAUCAUAUUCAACGCACCCAGCCUCCAAGAUCGGCUUCGCUUCACAUCUGACCUCCGAGAGUCCAUAGCUGAAGUACAAGAGAUGGAGAAAUACCGUGUGGAAUCGGAGCUAGAGAAGCAGAAGGGGGUGAUGCGCCCCAACACCUCCCAGCCCACUGGCUCCAAGGAUGCAGUCAACGGCACACUGCCACGGUCCAGCCUGGAGGACACAUAUGGCCUUGGUGAUGGCCUGAAGCGGAGUGCCCUUAGCAGCUCCCUACGUGACCUCUCUGAUGCAGGGAAGCGGGGGCGACGUAACAGCGUGGGAUCAUUGGACAGCACCAUCGAAGGCUCUAUUAUUAGCAGCCCCCGCCCACACCAGCGGAUGCCUCCAGCGCCACCGCCACCUGAGGAGUAUAAGACACAGCAGCGCCCCGCAUCCAACUCAUCCUCCUUUCUGGGCUCACUGUUCGGCAGUAGAAGGGGCAAAGGCCCCUUCCAGACCCCUCCGGGGCCUACAUCUGCCUCUUCCUCCUCCGCCUCCUCCUCUCACCACCAUCACCACCACCAUCACCACCACCACCACCCCUCUCCAGCUAUAGCACCCCACCACCCACCGCCAGCCCCAGCCCCGGCCCCGCACCACAUACAUACUGAUGGCCCCUCCAAGCUUCAGGCACUCCAUGCCCAGUAUUGCCAUGUGCCCGGGGGACCAGCCCCGCCUCCCCCACCCUACCACCCACAGCCUGCCCCGCCCCCACCCCCACCUCAGCCAGCCCCUCUACCCCAGGUGGGCACUAUCCCCCCGCCACCUGCCUCUGCGCCGCCCGUGGGGCCACACCGUCACUUUCUUGGUGGCCAUGGGCCUCAGCACUUUACACUGGGCCGGGCUGGGGGCCGAGCCAAACGAGGAGCAGCCGGGGCAGCCUCCAUGGGGGGUCGCUACCCACUCCACCAACCCACUUCACCUCUGCCCCUCUAUAGUCCUGCCCCACACCAUGGCUUGGUCCACCAUGCAUACCCCCCACCAGGUCCACCACCACCUGGUGUCCACCAUGUGGCCAGUGCAUCCAAACAGGGCCCUAAGCACUUUAUCUUUGGUGGGCACCCCCCACCAAUGAUGUCACGCUCAGCACCUGGAGGGCCCUAUGGGAGUGGAGGAGGUGUCGGGGGCCACUCUGGCCCAGGGCACCCACCUCAGUCACCACUGUCACCUCACUCACCUGUGAUACCACCCCACCCUUCAUACCCACCACUUCCUCCACCCUCACCCCACACCCCGCUUACCCCACAUUCACCUGCACCACCCACCUCUCCCCACCCACCACCCCAUAGCCACAGUCAUGGCCACCCCCAUGGUCAUGGCCAUGGUCCUGGGAACCCCAAGCCCAAGCCAGCAAGUAGAAUCAGCACUGUCGUUUGAAUCGUAAGCAGAAAGUUGGCUCACCCCACCUUCUGGGUUGGCCUUGGAUCCUCCUAGGACACUCUCUUCCUGCCCUUCAGAAAAAAAAAUACAUCCGUGUACAGAAAACACGAGAGAUGUGGACACCAACUGACCCUGUCCUUAGUCCUACUCCUAGGUGGGUGUUGGGCAAACCCCCACUUCCCCUCCCUGGUCCUAGUUCCUCUCUGUAAGAUGAGGGGGUUACUUCUAGAUUUCCAGUCUCUAAUCUUCAGUUGUUCCCCACCCCACCCCCCAGGCUCAGUUUCUCCUGUAAAACAUGAAGGUUCACCUGGAUGGGUCUAAAUCAAUCUGGCAUCAGCCUAGGAUCUUUACCUGGGGGCCCACAUUUCCCAGAGUUUUUCUCAGGGGCCCAAUCACUGAGCAAGAGAUAUUCGAGGGGCCAGUGGGGAAGGAGUAAAGUCUCACCUGUCUCUGGAGAUUGUGUGAACUGAGGGAGAUGGUCUAGUGAGGGAAUGUCUGAGGCCUCCUCAGGUGCCUCUGGCCAUCCCCCAGGGCCACAGGGGUUUGGGGCUUGGCCCUACUCUCCUUCUCCUUCUGAAGGACUCCCCCCUCCCCAAAAUACGUUAGGGAAGAGGUGAGGGCUACAGGCUUGGAGCUGGGCUGGCCUCCUGGUCCUCUUCCACCUUUGGAUUUGCCCUUUCCUCACCAAUCUGCCUCCUCUGAUCUUGGAGUUUGGGGAAUAUCCUUCCCCACUACUAUUUCUCUCCCCACCCAGACUAAAAAUCCGGAUUUAUGCUGAUCAGGAAGAAACACUAAACCCCACCAUUUCAUGUCUUCCCUAACUCUCACUCCCUCCCCAUGAGCCAAUGCACUUUAUAGGUCUGGGAGGUGGGUGGAACUGCAAUCUCCCCCCCAAAUGCUGGGACAGGGCCUCUCAGAGACACCCCCCCUCCAGCUCUUGGGAGAGUAGAGAGUGAGAGUGUGCCUGUGUGUGUGUGUGUGUGUGUGUGUGUGUGUGUGUGUGUGUGUGUUGAGGGGUGGGGGUGGGAGACAGCUGAAGCAAGGUCUGAGCCCUACAGAAUGGGCAAGACUGGGCAGGCCAGGCUAAGGCAGAAGGGGAGAAAAGCUGAGCUCCAGGCCCAGGCUCACUCAGUAAGGGCCCUCUUGGGAUACCCAGGGGAGCCAUGGAAAUCCUUGGCUUUUCAGCCUGGAUGGCCUUGGCCCUGGCGGCCUCCUCCACGUUCGUCUACUACAAAUCUAUUUUGUACCAAACCUGGCGCCCAGCUCGCCCUCUUGCUCCCUUCCUGCCCGCAUGUCCUUGCAGCCCUCACCAUUCUUCCCUGCCUACCUGGCCCCUGUUGCCUACAGGGAGUGGACAAGGGGCCCGGCCCAUUCUCUGCACAGAGAGGGCUGGAAAAGUGCUGGUCCAAAGCCUGAGGGAGGGGCCUCGUUGUCUUGGUUGGGUCUGGUCUGUUCUUUUUCUUCUCUUUGUUGUACAUAAGAAUGUAUAUUUGAUGUCUUAUAAACACCCCCAUCUUUGGCCUGUGCUCA
Messenger RNA from Trichosurus vulpecula (common brushtail), 5416 nucleotides. RefSeq names its product IQ motif and Sec7 domain ArfGEF 2 (gene IQSEC2). Gene Ontology annotation, molecular function: protein binding; guanyl-nucleotide exchange factor activity. The record is from RefSeq and is a predicted model, not a curated record. Bases 125 to 3883 code for a protein of 1252 amino acids. Lineage: Eukaryota; Metazoa; Chordata; Mammalia; Diprotodontia; Phalangeridae. The transcript has 14 exons. Gene Ontology annotation, biological process: actin cytoskeleton organization; regulation of ARF protein signal transduction.